Molecule: messenger RNA, 279 nt
Organism: Akanthomyces muscarius
Lineage: Eukaryota; Fungi; Ascomycota; Sordariomycetes; Hypocreales; Cordycipitaceae
Exons: 4
Coding region: 1-279 (92 amino acids)
Source: RefSeq, a predicted model, not a curated record
AUGCCGAGAAAGUCUAAAACGCCAACGCCCGAGUCGACGGCGCUGAAUCGCGAAAGCCAGCGACGUUCAAGAGCGCGACGCAGAGAGCUCAUCGAUGACCUGUCGCGACAGAUUGAGGAGUACAAGCACCGCGGCAUCGAAGCGACCUUGCAGAUGCAGUCCGCGGCACGAGUCGUGCUGGCCGAGAAUCAACGGCUACGGGCACUGCUUCACCGGCACGGCAUUUCACCCGAUGACGGCGUAUCCAUGGCCAUGACGAAGCUGAAGGCCAGUGGCUAG